CUGAACCAAAGACUACAUGCAAUUCUAGAAAAUUGUCACCGGUCGCCACGUCGCUUUAGCUUUUCCGAAAUAAAUAGUAGAUUUCCUGGCAAGAUGGUUUCUGUAAUCAGUACUGUGGAUACUGCUCAUGAAGAUAUGAUUCAUGAUGCUCAGAUGGACUACUAUGGCAUUAGGCUUGCAACGUGUUCAUCGGACAGAUCCGUCAAGAUCUUUGAUGUGAAGGGAGGACAACAGACACUUGUUGCCAAUCUGAGGGGUCAUGAAGGUCCAGUUUGGCAGGUGGCUUGGGCCCAUCCCAUGUACGGCAACAUCCUGGCUUCCUGCUCCUAUGAUCGGAAAGUGAUCAUCUGGAAAGAAACCAAUGGUGCUUGGGAUAAACUCUAUGAGUACGGCAACCAUGAAUCAUCAGUAAACUCUGUACAGUGGGCUCCUAGCGAGUUUGGUCUAGUCUUGGCUGCAGCCUCAUCUGAUGGAUCAGUCUCGGUCCUUACACACAAUGAUGGCAAAUGGGAUUCACAGAAGGUCAAGGAUGCUCAUGCUAUUGGUUGUAAUUCAGUGAGUUGGGCUCCAGCUGUAGAGCCUGGCUCUCUCAUUGAACCUCCCACUGGUCAGAAACCAAACCUUGUCAGACGCUUUGUGACUGGAGGAUGCGAUAAUCUUGUCAAAGUCUGGAAGGAGGAGAAUGGGGAGUGGAAGGAUGAGCAUGUACUGGAGGCACACAGUGACUGGGUACGAGACGUUGCAUGGGCGCCCUCUAUUGGUCUUCCUCACAGUGUCAUAGCAACCUGCUCACAGGACUGUAGGGUUAUCAUCUGGACCAACGAUGAAGGCACCGGCAGUACAUGGACACCCAAGAUUUUGAAUAAAUUUAGUGACGUUGUGUGGCAUGUAAGCUGGUCAGUGACUGGUAACAUUCUGGCAGUAUCAGGGGGAGAUAAUAAGGUGAGCUUAUGGAAGGAAUCCUUAGAGGGCCAGUGGGUGUGUGUAAGCGAUGUCAACAAGGGAGAAGGUCAAUCUCAAACCACCCAAUCACCGGCCAUUACAGCUACAGAGCCACAACCUGAACAAUGAAAAUAAUCGCUUUGUAGAUAAGAUCAAUAUUGUAUAAGCCAUUAUUUUCAUGAGGAAUUCAUUUGCUUGAAUUUCACAAAUCGUUGUAGGAUUGUGAAUUCAACAAGACAUAAAUAAAUGGACAAUGUAUAUGCAGAAGGAAAAAAAGAAAUUUAAAAUGAGCUUGCAUUGCAGGUGCGAACAUGUAUUGUAAGUAGCAUGUGCUGAUUACCAUAAACAGAAGAUCUAGUGUAAAUAUAUGUUUCUCCGUCAUCUGAGGAAUAGUCUAGUCAUGAAAAUAUUGGCUUAUACAGUAAUCGGUUGAGAACAAGAAGAGAUGGUUCUCAAAAGGUAUUGUCAUGAAGAUGAACAUCAAAAUUGAGGGAUAGGUUCAAUAUGGUGCUAAACCACUAAUAUGUCAUCAUAAGAUAUACACACUCGAAUGUAAUGAUGAUAAUGCACAUUCAUGGUGACUUUUAAGUGGCUUCUGUUGUAAAAAUCAUUUUAUCGUUCAAUUUGAUCACUGGUUGUAGGGAUAAGUUCAAGGUUAUAGGAUUUACAUGCUUAUUACCUUCAAAUCGAACUGACCCUCUCAAGAGGUUUAGUUGUUUGGUGAAAGUAUAAAUUUUACAUGCCACCAAGAUUAAUGGAAACCAUUACCUGGUAGUUUUCUAAUGUCGUAUGUGAUAUGAAAGAAAUCAGUGAUGGUACAUUCAUCUCAAAGAGGUUAAACCCUAGAGCUAUGACUAAAGGUUAAGAAAUUAAAUUGUUAUCUGAAACCAUGUUCAAAUCAUUGACACCACCUUUGCAGUUGUGUCAAACCUUGAGCUGCUUGAAAAAAUAAAUGCUAUUCAAUUAAUAGAAGCUUUUUCUGAAAAUACAUGUGGAUAUAAAAAAUCUAGAAGAAUUAAACUUAAAUCACUUUAAGGUAUUUCUUGGCCAUGUAAGAUGCAAAGACUGUUGAAUUUAUUACCUUCUUGUUCUCAAUCGAUGUUUUAUUAUGUCAGAGCUUAAAGGGCACUAAUGCAGUAUACAUUGUACAAACAAUAGUGCAGUUAAUGCCCUUUAGCCCUGCCAUUGAUGUCUGUUCUCUUUGUCGUUUGUCAUUUAUUCUUUGUAUUGUUCGUUUCUUUUUAUACAAUAGAAUUUCACUCUGUGUUAGAUCUUAAUAAUGCUCUACGAAAUAUAGAUUCUUUUAAAAUGUUUAAAAUAUUACAUUAUCUGUAAUGGUCCGAUAGAUCCUCAUUUAUGAUAGCCUGUCAAAUAGUCUCAGGACUCCAGACUUGGGUUGUACUCCUUCUGCCUGAUGGUAAAAUGUUAUGCUUUUGUCUUUAUGAAUUAUGUCAAGGUUGUUUCUUAUAAAGUAAAUUUGAAUACAAAUCUUCAGAUACUCUUGUAACAUAUUGUCCAAUUUUGACUACUUUUGACACUAUGGUGCCAUAUAUUCUAAAAAUGAAGACCUCAGAUGGAUUAAAGUGCUUGUAUUUAUUUAUGUAACCACAUAAUUUUUUAACAUAUUUCAAUUUCUCCUAAGCUGUUAAAGAGGUAUAAAUUAGUCAUUUAAAACCAAUAUAUUAAUGAAAGAAUUCUCAUAUUUCUUGCCAUUCACUUUUUCCUGUGGCAAAUUCAAGUUUGAGAGAAGUAUGACCUCUCAUUUGAGGUAACUUAUGCUCGUUUUUCAGCAUACAUUCCGUUUGAAUACAGUUUGAAAGUGUUUCCAACGGUGUUAAGUAUAUUUUGAAUUUAUAAUUAUGAAUUAUGAGGAGUCCUUUUAAAAUAUCAAGCAUAUAAAUAAUAAUUCAUAACAGACUUUUUGGUCUUCGUUUCUUUUUCUUUCUUCUUUGUUGCCUUUAAGAAAUAUAUUUAUGCGUCUGUAUCAGACAAUUAUGUAUAAUUCCUUUAAAUUUGCUUAAAUAUGGGAUGUAUGUUUUCCUAAAUCUCUCUAAACAUAUAUUUGUUUUUUUAGUUUCGGUUGUACACUACACUUUGUUCAUACACUGUUACUCAGUUUGGAAGAAUGAAAUUCAGGUCUCUAAAUGUUGGUGAAAAACAGCUAUAUGACAAGUAUUGCAAGUCUAUUCAUAGGAUGUGUAUUGUAUUGCCAGCUGAGUAUGAAUUGUUCCCAUAUUUCUUUGUUAUUUUGAUUUAAUUUGACCUUUCCUAGUGACCAUUAUUAAGUACAUGCAGAAUAAAUACAUAUUUGUAAAU
Molecule: messenger RNA, 3258 nt
Organism: Strongylocentrotus purpuratus (purple sea urchin)
Lineage: Eukaryota; Metazoa; Echinodermata; Echinoidea; Camarodonta; Strongylocentrotidae
Product: protein SEC13 homolog
Exons: 9
Coding region: 94-1071 (325 amino acids)
Biological process (GO): positive regulation of TOR signaling; protein import into nucleus; COPII-coated vesicle budding
Cellular component (GO): nuclear pore outer ring; COPII vesicle coat
Molecular function (GO): structural molecule activity; protein binding
Source: RefSeq, a predicted model, not a curated record